Messenger RNA from Linderina pennispora, 840 nucleotides. RefSeq lists its product as uncharacterized. The transcript is spliced from 4 exons. Bases 64 to 762 code for a protein of 232 amino acids. The record is from RefSeq and is a predicted model, not a curated record. Lineage: Eukaryota; Fungi; Kickxellomycota; Kickxellomycetes; Kickxellales; Kickxellaceae.
GUAGCUUUCUUGUCUUCUUCUAGCACUUUAUACUAUUUCUAUCUGACACUAUAACCUAUCAUCAUGUGUAUUGCGUUCUGGGUACUAAACGACGCGUCUGAUACGGAGCACUGCCCAGACCUGGUUUUGGCGUUCAACCGCGACGAAUACUUGGAGCGGCCAACGAAGGGGUUUCAUACCUGGGAAGCCCACCCAAACAUAUUUGCGCCCAAAGACCUGAAGCCAGUCGAUGAGUCCCACCGGGGUUCCUGGAUCGGGGUUAACCGGCAGGGACGGCUGGCGCUGCUAACCAAUUUCCGUGAGGCUGUGCCACAUCACGACGGCAAGAUCUCGCGCGGCGCGCUGGUCCGUGACUUCCUGCUUGAUAAGCCUGUUACACCAGGUGGCCAGGCAGCUAUCUUCGAUGAGCGCCAGCGGUACGAUGGCUUCAAUCUGGUGCUUAUGGACCUUGCGCCCGGUAGACGGCAGGCGGUGUAUGUGACUAAUCGCGGGGCUGCUGGUCAUGAUGGCCAGCCCGGUACGAUCACCAAUAUCGGAGAUGGUGAGGUCGUCGGUCUGUCAAACUCUACCAUCGACAAUCCAUGGCCCAAGCCGACGGAGAUCAGCGACCUGAUGCAGUGUGUGUUUGUGCCCAAGGUCAAUGGGCUCAAAUGGGCGGGCAACGAUAGCGCCACAGUGCUGGUUUCCCAUGAAGGUUACGGCACACGCACAACCGAUAUCAUACUGCUGCGCAGGAACAAGCUCACCGGCCCGGAGUCCUAGCGGCAUUGAGGUAUCGCACAUUGAGUUGCACGUGUAAUUUUUUGUAUUGCUGUUAAAAGCUAAUGGUAGAAUAUAAGG